Molecule: messenger RNA, 1527 nt
Organism: Ilex paraguariensis (yerba mate)
Lineage: Eukaryota; Viridiplantae; Streptophyta; Magnoliopsida; Aquifoliales; Aquifoliaceae
Source: the annotation of a GenBank genome assembly
AUACAUCCCUUACGUCUCUUUUCUAUAGCUUUACUUCUCUCUAAACACCUCUCUCUCUCGUUGCCAACACUUUAUCACUAAAAUGGGUUCGACUCAGCAAUCGAUUCUUGUUACUGGAGGAGCUGGAUUUAUUGGUAGCCACACUUGUAUUCAGCUUCUCAAUGAAGGAUUUAGGGUUGUGAUCAUCGAUAACCUGGACAAUUCGGUCGAAGAGGCCGUUCACAGAGUGAAAGAAUUAGUCGGACCCCAACUGUCUAAGAAUCUUGACUUCAAUUUGGGUGAUAUCAGGAAAAAGGAGGAUUUAGAGAAGCUAUUUACUCAAAAUAGGUUUGAUGCUGUGAUCCAUUUUGCUGGUCUUAAAGCUGUUGGUGAGAGUGUUGCUCAUCCUUUUCGCUAUUUCGAUAACAAUUUGAUUGGAUCGAUCAGUUUAUACACGACCAUGGCAAAAUAUAAUUGUAAGAAGUUGGUAUUUUCAUCAUCCGCGACAGUUUAUGGCCAACCUGAGAAAAUUCCAUGCAUUGAGGAUUUUGAAUUGAAGGCUAUGAAUCCAUAUGGUCGCACUAAGUUGUUCCUUGAAGAAAUUGCACAAGAUAUUCAUAAGGCUGAUUCUGAUUGGAGAAUUAUUUUGCUAAGAUACUUCAAUCCUGUUGGGGCUCAUGAGAGUGGCAAACUUGGUGAAGAUCCAAAGGGCAUCCCGAACAAUCUUAUGCCUUACAUACAACAAGUGGCUGUUGGAAGAUUGCCUGAGCUGAAUGUAUAUGGUCAUGAUUAUCCCACACCAGACGGUAGUGCGGUUCGAGACUACAUUCAUGUUAUGGACUUGGCAGAAGGUCAUGUUGCUGCACUUAGGAAGCUUUUCACACCAGAUCAUAUAGGUUGUGUUGCCUACAACUUGGGGACUGGUCGUGGUACCUCUGUGCUGGAGAUGGUUGCUGCAUUUGAAAGAGCAUCUGGCAAGAAAAUUCCUGUCAAACUAUGCCCAAGAAGGUUGGGAGAUGCUACAGCUGUUUAUGCAUCAACAGAGAAAGCUGAGAAGGAGCUUGGCUGGAAGACAAAAUAUGGCAUAGACGAGAUGUGCAGGGACCAAUGGAAGUGGGCAAGCCAGAACCCAUGGGGUUACCAGUCCAAGCCUUGAAUAGCAGAUUGGUAGCAGGCAGUUACACAAGAAAUGUUUCAACCCUUGGCUCUCUCAUAAAGGAGUCAGAGUGCUUACUAGGAGCUUCAUUCCAAAUUUGAGUCGAUAAAAAUUACCUUGUUAUUUUACAUUUCUCAAGUGUUCAUAGAUAGUGUGUCAAGCAUGUUGCCCCUUGAAAAAUUGCAUAUUUUUGGACUCGUGUUAACGUGGAUAUAUAGUGCAUGUAAUUAGGCCAUUCUAUGGACGAAUUUCCAUUGGUGAUUUAAAAAUGUAUUUUGAAGAGUGAUUAAAUGAAUUGAUUGUGUAUAUUGAUAGUCUGGCUUAGUGUGGUAAGACUGACCUCAAUCAAACUGCCUAUCUAUUGCCCUAUUGCUAUUGGCAAUUAGAUUGAG